GUUGCCGAGCUCACGGAGAUCAUCAGCAAACUGCGCAGCGAGCGCAGCGAGCGCAGGGCAAAUGGGUCCUGGUCAUCUUUGUGGUCAGCAAUGGAGUUACACAACCUGAACGUCAGUUGUGCUGAACACUUUGCGGGAAGAAAACUUGCUGUGCUAUGCGAGUGCCUUUUGAAUUACAGUAUGGCAAUGUCGGAAAUGCUAACGGAGGAGCGAUGUGAUGUCCUCCGCUUGGUCGUUGAGAUUCGAAGCUGCGAAAGAGUGGCGAAGCGUUUCAAGGGCCAAAAGGUGCCGUUGACAGAUGCCAAUGAGCACUGGCGGCAUGAACUCGAUGAUUGGCGAGCUCUGUUGGCUCCUUUCUCAUGGAAGAAUUCGCGCGCUUCUGUUAUGAGUCAGGCCUUGCUUGCGGCAGAUCUUUGCGAGCCCCUGACAAAGCAUGUUGACCUUGUACGCUCAUUUGAAUAUCUCCGAUGUUUGGGCGGAGGACUAAUCGACGAAGAGAUGCAAAGUGCCAUCAAGAAGCUGCAACAACAUGGAGAAAAGUACUCCUGUUGGAAAGCCAGUGAGGUCUCAGAAGCAGUUCUCACGGCAUACCGCAAGAGCGUGAUUUUUGCCCGGACAGCAGCUGUGCUGCCAAAGGAUGUCCUGGAUGCUGAAGCCACUGCAAAGGCACGUGGAUCACUUCAUAGCGCUGCAGAAGCCAUGGGAUUUUUGCCCUCGGCUUUGACGGGAAAGAUCCCACUGCCAGUGCUUGGGCACUUGGCUGGGCGACUGCUCUCUCUGGCGGAGCAAGAGGGGAAAGCUCAGCAAGAUUCAGAUCUGGUCCAAAAGCUUUGUCGGAGCCUGGCCGAGACGGCACAGAUGUGCAAAGACAACAUCUCUGAGGCUCCACACCAGUUGUGUCUGAACUUUCUCCUUCAAGUCGGCAAGGAGUAUUUGACACGUGCAACGCCGCGGCAGGGCACAUGUGGCACAUAUCUCAAUUUUGAACUCUUGGUUGGUACGGCUGGCGGAUCUUCCAUGCAACUGUUGCGAAAUUUGGAGACGCACCCAGAAGCCCAGCGACUCUUGGGCAACAUGGCGUUGUCUGAACUGCUCCAGGUGGCUUCGUUGAUUCAAGAAGCACACGGCAUGGUUCACGGAGACAAUCUCCCAUUUGCUCAUGCUGGUCUACAACGAUGGCUGGCACGCUUGAAAGUCGACUCGUCUCUGCAUCCAGCAGAUAUGAGCGAGCUCAGUGCAGCUUUGGAGGAUUUCCUCAAGCAGAACUAUGCUGCUCGGAUUGCGGGUCAGGAAGAAGCCCUACCAUCGUGUCUACUACGAGUGCUGCAACGCUUGGAAACAGGCCUGGAGAUUGAGGGCGAUGAGUCUGCCUCUGCGAUUUGUCCUGCAGGAGGAGAAAAAGUUGUAGAACGGCGUCGGCCUGAAAAUGUGAAGCAGAAGGUUAUUGCUUGCUUCGGGCAAAAUGGUGGGCUGGCGACUUCACCUGUUGUGGUUCGCUGCAUUCCUAUAGGACUGAAGUCCAGAGCUGCCUCCGCUUCGACAGGCGCCAUUGUCGGACGGGAGGAGUAUGAGGUGAGGGAAGUUGGGCUUCGGAGUAGCGGCAUGUACCGCAUGGCGGAAACAGGACUCAGUGGACAGGGGGGCCUGUUGGACAUGCUUGAGGAUGCCACUGUGAUGCAGUACCAAUGGGUACCUCCUAGUGAAGUCCGGGAGGAUUCAUACACCUUGCAGCAGAUCUUGGUCACAGCUACUCAUGUACAUCUACAGCUGCCAGCCUUGAACCGCGAUGCGGAGGAGUUGUUGAUCGACUUGCAGACCUCUCAGGUCAUUGGGCACUCGUCCUGGUAUCAGGUGCUUCCACAGCACCGCUUCGCUCGCGAUUCAGCCGAUGCCUCCGGUGGCUUCCGACGGCUCAGCAUGGGGAUUGGUCCCGGCCUGCGAUUGCCUUUGCCUCGCAAUCUCUUUACAGCUUCCACCAGUGGCGUUGUGGAAACUGCUGAGGUCUUGGCCAGUCUUCUGGCGAUUUGGUUUAGCCAACGACACAGCCUGGAGGACGUUUCCACCGCCAUCCGUCAACAGCCUUCCUUGGUUUACUUCACCUCCAUUGGUCUGCUCGAGCGCUUUGAUGAACUUGGAAGUGUGUUCAUUCAGGCUCUGAAGAAGCAUUGGUCUGGACUUCUUCAGCAGUUCAAUCAGUCAGAAACAGACAGCCAUGUGGUGCCCGAAGUCAAGGAGAUACUGCUUGAACUUCUGUUGGCGGGACCAAAUGACAGGCUGGCAGCGGUCUUGCCAGCCACACACCUGAACGACUUCUGCAGCCUGGUGAAACAUACCAAGCUCUCCUUGGAACUUUUGGCCGUGGAGCGCUUUUGCUUCGAGGCGGCGUUGGAGAGGAUCGCCUCGUUUCAGCACUCCACCUUGACAUUCAUCUUGAUCGAGAUUACGGGACAGAUUUCUGCCUUGCAACUUAGUGAGCUAAUUCGAACAGCUUGCGGCUCAAUCCGGCUCGUCUUCAGUUGGUAUCCUGGACUCCUUCCCAAGCUUGCUUUAACCUUGUCGCUUGGCAACGUCUUGUUACCAAACUCCUUGAAGGAGGUGGAUUUUAGUUCUCGGUCAGCGCCCACCACGUACCGUGAUACAUUCGCGUUAGGGCAAGCCACCUUGGCAUGCCAGAAAAUGAAGCCCGUGGAGAUGAGUCCUUUGGAUGGCUUGGAUACACUCUUGAAGAGAGAUGGAAGCAAGGCUGUUUCCUGUCCUCGAAUUGAUUGGGCAAGAAAUCUGAAGGAAUCCCAAUCUUUUCUGAAAGAAGCACACGCAUGGGCGGAUCGGGAAGAGAAGUGGCGAAGCCACCCUCAUCAGCCUCAAUCAACGCUCCUGCUGCUUGUUGCUUCUGAUGAGGCUCUGAUCCAGCAGAGAUAUGCACAGAUGGAUGGAGUGAAAUGUUUCCGAUUGAAUCAUGCAGAACGGCAGGUGUUGGCUCCGGUGGAGUCGCUUCUCGACCGCUUGGCUCACCAUGGAGAUCAAAGCAUGUCAUCCAAGCUACCAAUUAUCGUCCUCUUGGGAGUUGGAUUUAUCACGCCCAGCAAGCUGGAGGAUUUGGUGGCCCGGGCAUAUGUUUGCGGAGUUCGUGUUGUCUUGGUCGCUCCAGAGCCUCUCGCAUUCUUGCGAUGCAUUCGCGUGACCACUCGCCUUGGCACAGAGUACCUGCAAGCCACCAUAGUUCACGUUCGAGGUGCGCCCAACAUCGACUAUGACACACUGGCCACUCCACCAUCUGCAAAGCACAGCAGCGACUUCAUGCGAGCGCUACAACUGGUUUUAGGACAAGUUUUGCCCAGCUCACCUCCAAAUAGCCUCUUACUUGCGAUCAAGGCCAAAGACCCAGCUGCUUGCGGAGCAGCUUUGGCGGCGAUGCCAGCUCCAGCAGGCAGACAAAUCUUGCGCGCAGACGUGGCAGCCGACCUCUGCGCGGGAAUUCUCCAUAGCCUUGGCCAUGAAGGUACCCAAAGUACAAGUCAGGGCACUGCCUUCGAUACAAGAUCGCUGGCAUAUGCCACAGGAUGUUUGGUCGCAAACUUUGUUUUGAGAGGUGCUGCAAUGGAACUUGAUCACAAGGUUUGGGAUCUGAGCUUCACGGACUUCCGCGCCCAUUCUCCGGUGUGUAGGUUCCUGGAUCAGGUAUGUGUGCUUGAGUCCUGGUGUCGCUAUUUGGACUUCGUUGGCUUUCAGGUGGAACCGCAGAAAGUGCAUCAAGCAGAAGGAUCCUGGUUUUGGCCAAGUCAAAAGCCCGAACGUCGCUUUUUGUCCCAAUGGGACUUUGAGAACAACACGCACUCCACGGGCAUCGAGGACUUGCUGGAGCAAGCAACUGCAAGACUCGAAUCUUCUGUUGAGAAUUGGGAGGUGCCAACUGCAGCUUAUUGGGGUUCUGGCCCUGCACAUCAAAGCGAAGAUCCUGAAGAGGUACUGGAACGGCAGUGUCUACAGAAUCGCGAACUGGAUUGGGCAUCCUUCUCGGAAUCGUGGCGCACAGCUUUGGACAUCAAACCAGGUCUAUUCCUUCAACUUGCAGGUCUUGGCGUGGACACGUUGCGUUUAUUCCUCUGUCUACCACCUUCUCGGGCCAUUGAACUUGGUCUAACAUAUUUGCAUGGCGACCUUGGGACACCACAAGGCAGAUUGGCUGCAGAGGUGACCCGAAAGCUGCUGCGCGACUUGGAAUGUGUGGCAGAUCUGCUGGAUGGCUCCGAUGGCUCCGAUGGCUCCGAUGGCUCGGAUGCUUCAGAGUUGAGCUCCAGAGUCGCCGCAGUGAAAUGGCUGCUGACCAUCCUGCCAGAGUCCAUACAAACGUUGCAAAGCGGCCAUGGGUGUCAUAUGACUGAAACAGAAAUUCAGGAGCUGGUGCGAUCAAAUGUGAUGCUUUGCCCUAGAGGACGCUCAGACCUUCUCAUGAGAGUUGCCUCAAUGUUGAUUUCACUGGAUGGAAUCGAUGUGCUGAACUCACAGCAUGAGAUCAAGCGCUUCUUGCUGGAAACGGACCUACCCCUUCACAGGUUGUUAUCCAAGUCCGGCAAAGUUGGAAGAGCAGUGGUCUCCUUGCUGUUCUGUCCAGACCAUGCUGAACAACUGAAGCGUAGGGAGGUGGGGGUUGCUUUGGCUUCCAGUUUCGAGGAGCUCCUGGGCUAUGAUGUUUUGGCCUGGCGAUCUUUGAGCUCAGGUGGUGAAGCUCAUCGACUGACGGCGGCUGCACAUGCAGCGGUCCUGGAGUAUGCGCCAAAUGUCGAAAUCGUCGAGACACUUCUGCAAAAGCCGUUGCUUUUUGCCAUCUCCAAGCAAAUGACCCUGGAAGGAGCGCAGUCUGCAGAAGGUUUCCUUUGUGAAGUCUUGGAGAACGUGCCCAGUUCUGACACGCUAGUGUUGACCAUUUUGAAGAUUCUCUCCAGCACGGAUGAGGAGGUGAGCAAGGUCAUGAAACCAUUGAAUGCGAGUCUCAGAAGUGCUGGUAGAAGUUUGUUGUCCUCCAGCAAGAAUCCGUUUCUCCCUGCGCUCUACUCUGCUUUGCAGUCACAGAGUUUGGGAAACUACCUUGCAAUGGUGGCCCAUGGAUCGGCUGGAGUCGGCAGGCCAUUGCAGUUGUCUCUAGACAGCUGUACACUGCUGCAAGAUCUAUACAUCCAAUACUUCCGGCAGUCCAUGCCCGAGAUCACCAUGGCACACAUUGAGUCAAGCUAUGCAAUCCACAAAGCCAUGUUGGAUGAUGCAUCUUGCGCAGCUCUCUUUUGCAAGCUCCAAAAAGAAUCAACUCCAACUCCCAGUGACCUUGCAUUGCUGUGGUACUGCUGGAGUCAAAGUCCAGAUAGACAGUUGCCAUUUUGGGCUUUGCCCCCGGCUUCCUCGGGACCGAUUUUUGUCGCUGCCUUGAACACAGGCGUUCUCUUCGUUGAGCGCUGCAAGCCCAUGCGUUUCGGUUUGUCGGUUCUGGCCAAAUUCUUGGUUACACCUGAGACUCUGCCCUUGGGCGUCUACAACACCUUAACCGAGAAGGCACCAUGGGUCCAUGGACCCCAGGCUGACGCACGUGGCAAUUCCACUAUGAAGGUGCGGACCCUGCUGCUUGGACAGGAAGAUCAAGAGGAAUAUCCGCCUUAUUGCAUCCGCUGGCACGCUCGCGCACUGCCAAGUUCACUGCGUCAUCAAUUGCUAAGAAGGUGCCAUGGAUCAGUGGCACCUUCCCUGGACACGGCCGCACAUGACUUCUAUCCGCGGGUCAACUCAGGCAUUUCCGAGGCCAGUGUCCGCUUCAACCUUGGGCUGUUCCUGGCCCUUCGGUCCAGCAACCCAGAUUUGCAAGUUUAUUUCGAUCAUGGAGCAGAUCAUCAAAGACAAUUCGUAGCUGGAUGUAUUUUAUGCUGGUUCAAGGCAGCUGGUAUGUCCUAUCAAGAUCUCGUUCAGUGCGUUCGAUCAGAGGACCAGGCCGAUUUCAAGUUAAUUUGGGAUGAUGUUCAUGAAGCAUACAGCAGAACAGGGCCCGCCUCACUGCGCAGGAUGUAUGUGCGCGGUCCCUUGCCCACAGACAUCGACGUACGGUGGAUCGAUGAUGGUGCAAGAGAUGUUCCGAUUUUGGCGCGAACGCGUGAUUCAGCAGUUCUCACUGCGCAAUGGCUCAACAUGUUACUGCUGCAUUUCAAAUUGCCUCAUCCAGAGCCGUUUGAAACAGAAGAUUUGGUUAUUGAGUCAGCAGAUUCAGGUUUGCAAUCAGGAAAACGAUUGGAGACAGCUUUGGCGGCGAUUUCCAAAGCAGUUGGUGCUGCACUCCGACGUGACUUGUGUGCAAAAGAACCUGCAUUGGUCAUUGCUUUGGCGGACGGGAAGUUUGACACUCUGCAAUUGGUGACUCGUGUUACUGUUCUGGCAGAUUUUGUGCUUCUGCUUCGAACAAGCACAGUUCCAUCCGAAACGCCCAUGAAGAUUGGGCACUUCUUUGAGCAGCUGGUAAGUGCGCUAGCAGAGGAGCAAGAAGGAUUUGAGCCUCCAGAUGCAAACGUGGCAGCUCUUUUCGAUGCCUUCUUCUUGCUACACGGCCUGACGUCCGAGAACGAGGGUUUAGAGAUGGAGGCUUUGGCAAAGGCAUAUCAAACAUAUAACUUGCCUGUCAGUGCCCAGACCAUGGAGGAAGUGCGAUGGCUGCACGAAAACUACUAUGGUCGACGCGACAAAGCUUCUGGCAGCGUCAAGUGUCGCAUUCCCCGCUUUGCAAUGGUGUGCGACCGCAUUGCAAACAUCCAAAGACUGCAGUUGCGGAAAGUCACCUUCCAAAGGCAUUUGGAGAAGACCCAAUUUGUUGGAGAAUUGUUUGCUCAAGAUUUUGACGUCAGUCCACCUUACUUGUUGCAAAGCAACAUGCAGUUGCUUUGCUCGUUGCCAGCUGGAAAUCUUCGGAAGCGUGAGGAUUUGUCCGCAGACCUGCCAGAUGAGGCUGCUGCACGGCACGACUUGCAAUUGGACGAAGGCAGCCCUGCAUUUUUUGCAGAAGUUGGCAGCGAUGGACGCAGCAUUGGUUCCAGCACUCGCACAUAUGGCCGAUUUGAUUGGCCAGACUUGCGAAGCUUGAAUGCAUCAGAUUGGAAAGGAACAUGUCCUGUAAUCUCUGCUGGCGAUGUGGUCCAAAUUGUGUCUGAGCCAGCACAGUAUCUACACGCCGCACUUCGAGUGCGACCAGGACUGGAACCUGUCUUGUGGCAUUCUUCAAAGAGCCAGGGAUUCUUCCGACUGAGUUCAGUGAGCAAAGCAAGGACGAUUGAUGGCAUAGAUGAGCACUCGGACCAAGGGGACCAAGUUUGGAAGGCGUUUGCAACAAAUGCAGAGGCGUGGCAGUUCAUUGACCAGGCACCCAGCCCAGUCUUGGCCAUGGAUGGGUCUUACUUGCGCAAGGCGGAAGAUCAGUCUUGGGUCAUGGUCUUUCCUACUUCCAGAGACCCCUCGGAGCCACCCGUGACGUUGGGUGAUUUGACCUUGAGGUCUCGUCGUUACUUGUUGUGGCCACUUUGCCAUUCGCACAAGCUCGUGAACCUCAGUUUCAGUCCGGAAGCACUGCGGGUGUUGCAACUUCUCGUCAGUGUUGCAUGGCAGAUGUGUCUUGGAACCCAGCAGAAGAAUGACGGUCUGGCUGUGGAGAAGGCCUUAAUGGAACUGAGCGCAACCUCCAACAAGGUUGAGCAGCAAGUUUCUAUGCAGGACUUGCCGGAAAGUGACGAAGAGCUGGUUGCCGAAGUUCGCAAACUGCAGCAGUAUCAGCAGAAUGAGCGAUUUCUGGCUGAAGUCUUGCUCCGAAUUCUUUGGAAGAUGAAAUCCCAACAACGCGACGACUUGGGUGGUUUGAUUCGUGAAGAGUCGCUGCGCCGAUGGGCCACGAUGCAGGUGCCCUUCGUUCAUCAAGAGGAACCGCAUUCUCUGUCGAGUCUGGGCCGGGUCCUCCAGCGCUUGCUGGUGCCCAUUGGGUCAAAGGCUGGAAUCGUUGGAUCGCCUAUGACGACCCAGGCAUGGACACAGCUUGAGCUGAUGCUUGAGGCAUGCUAUCGUGGCGAGCACCUUCCACGAGAGAGGUGUUUGGCAAAACACAUCCAUGUGACAAAAUCAGGUUUCGCGAAGCGCGGAGUUGCAAUUCUCCAAAGCAUCUACCACGCUCAGCUUGACUGUCGCCAGCCGCCAACUGUGCAGCACUUGUCGGAUUCUGAAGAUGAUGCACCCCGUCCUGCAGAGAAGAAUGGUUCGACGUCUCCGCAACGGCGGAGCUUUGUGUCCCAGGCAAAGGCUGAUAAGGUCUACGUCGACACGCCGAUGGACAGAGACCCCGCAGCUGGGAGUAUACUCUUCGAAAGGCAAGUUGGACAUGGCCGCCCUCUCAGCAGCAAACAUGCUGUGAUGACCUUCUACGAUGAGGAUCUUCCGCUGUACUACAUCCAGCUGGAUCGCCAACGACUGAAGGUGAGCUAUUCAUCUUCAGAUGGGCUAUGCCUCGGAUAUUUGGUGCACAAAAAUGUCUUGGCAGAGCUUCUGGAGGAUGCAACGACUUCGCACUCAGGUUCGGACGGUGGUUUGCAGUUGGUGCGCAGCCUUCGCAUGAAGUUCUUGCCAUGGAUUGUGGACGUUCUGCGGUCACCUUUGCCCAGCGACACCAAGACGUGGAUUCUCAGAUGUUGCGAAAGGAUGGGAAUGGUGGCCGUGGCACCAUACCAGGAGCCCAAUCAUGUUAACCUGGCUAUUAUGGCAUUCAGCCUUUGCCGCUGUUGUCCUGCUGGCUCGGAUGCUGCACUCUUCCUCCGCAGUGUGCUCAUGAAUGCCUGGCACAUCCCCGAAGAGGUGAAGCACUUCGUGGAGCGCAAAAGCGAUGUCUACGGUGUCUACGUUGUGAAGCCUGGCACCUUGCAGAGGAUUCAAGAGCUUGGACUGCGUGUUGCAGUGCGGGACUUUGAAAGAGAGGUGUGGCAACGAAGUCUGGACAACAGUGCCAUGUACUUGGACAUCAUCUCUCAUUUUUCAAGCUACUGUUGCUUCACCUACGUGAAGGGCUUGAAGAAGUUGGAUGAUAUCCUCCUUAAGUGGCUUGCUGAAUAUACUCGUUUGCAUCCAUGGCGAUUCGUAUACCUUGAAGGAGUUGAUACAUCCUUUAACUUUCCGGAGAAUCGUGAUCGGUGUAAUUUCCGCUUCGCUCCUGCAAAUCCUUUGCACUCCGUAAGGAGUAUGGAUGAUUUGAAGAAGCUGGAGGUUUCUCAAGUACGGCCAAGCCACUUCGUGUCGUACGCUGCGCGGACGCAGCCAGCGGAAGAGCUUCAGGAUUCUCGGCGCUUGCUUGCCUUCUUCGCCAAGAACUUUGCCCCAGACAGCAGUACCGGGAGCCUGGCAGCAGAUGCUAUGCAUCAAGACACCAUGUUUUCGCAGUCGCCACCAGCAUCUUCCUACUCUCCAGACUUUCGGAGGGAGUUGGAGGAUUUACUGUUCGGCCCAUUGCCCUGCAUGAUUCUUUUGGUCUCCGCACCCGGCGCUGGGAAGACCCACCACAUGUCAGCUCUUCGGGGACGGCUGGAGGAAGAGAUGCAGUUCGACAUUCAUGAGUUUGAUGGCUCUUCUGACAUCCUGGUGACAACUGCACUUGCAGAGGUCCUGCAAAGAACUAUGACCUCACAAAGCAUGCAAUCACAGAAACUGCUCAUUCUGGACGAGUAUCACAUGCUGAGUGAUGAGCACAAGGACGAGCUCUUCGAAUGGGUGAGGGCAAAGUUGGGCUCCGAGCUGCGGGUGGUGCUCAUCGCGAACCGCAGCGACUCCAAGGACAGAGAGCGGCUGGAGCAGAUCCGCCCUACAGGGGCUUCGCAGGUGAAGGUUGCUCUCCUGCAGACACGACUCUCGCGCCUGCGGAUCCAGCAGGUCAUGGAGUCCCGUGGCAAUGCUGAAAGAUGGCGACCAGCCAUUUGCGAUUGGCUCGUUGCAUCCCGACUGCUUUUUGGAGAGGAGUCUGUCAGUCUCCGUCUUUGCGACACCUUGGAGGCCUUACUGGAGAGUCCAGAGCCAAGAGGUGCUUUGAUUGAGCUUUUGCUGCACAGGGUGCCUACAGUCUCUCGAACCAGUGCUGUAGACUUCGUGGAUGCAUAUUUGCAGCACGAAGGGUUCCGACGCAAAACAGCCUUUGGCAAUACUUUGCUUGGCUUUUGCUUUCGAGUUGCGAUGCAAGAUGUCCAAUCAGAUGAGCUUUGCAGCUUCGUGGAGUUUUUGUCGUUGACGCCAAAAGCACAUGAAGCUCCGCCAGCAGUGAGGCUCCUGGCAUGGGCAUGCUAUGUGAUGAAUGCGAAAAAGACGUGGGACUUGAACGGCUUGGCUGCCAUGUGGUCGAAGCGGCACUUGUUCGUGGACCAGGUCAAUUUUCCAUUCGAAUUGGCAGAGGAGGCGUUGGGUUAUCCGACUGGAAGUGGUCCAACUUUUUCAUGGGCUGGCGACCCAUCCUCUAUGCGAGAUCUUGUUGAUGCCGUACGUCGUGGCCAUUCAGUUGAUUGGGCAGAAGUUCAUCGAAAGGUUUGGUCUGUUGAGCACAUCAAGGACUCGGAGCUUUUUGCCCAACUACUUUCGUUGAGCCGGAACCCCGGAAUGAUUUUGCAGCAAGUUCUGCCUUCCAACCUUUGCAGUUUGCUUCGUCUCUCCAACACUGCAGCUCCUACAGCAGUUCAGCUAGCGAGAAUCAUCCUACAGAAUGCGCCUGUGGACAGCAACACCAGCAGCCAGGUUGAUCGUCCGAGAUGCUUGUCCCUUUGGACCGUGAUCCUCCAUGACCAGCAGGACUUGAACUGUGUCGAAGUCUUGCGAUUGGCCGGCGGUCCAUCAGCGUUGCUGGAAGCAUUGCUUUGGGCCAGAGACUGGGCGACAGAGCGGAGAAGCACAGCCCAGGCUCAAGCGCGGACGCGGUUGCUGCAGCAGCUUUUGGCAUUGAUGUCAUGCUGCUGUCGAAGUCCAAUUGGGGCGAAUUCGACCAAUGAGUGCAAAUUGCCGCUUCAUCAACUCAUCCUCCUAUGGACUGGAAGCUUCGGCUGCUUGUUGAAAGCGGCCACGCCACAGCAAGAGAAGGUGUGGAAAAAGCGGGAACUUGAAUCUGGUGGUGCCAUGUCUGCUGAAUUUCUUGUUCGUGGGGACUUGCCUCCAGCACUUCCACAAAAAAGGCUGUGCGAGGUGCUUCAACGAGUGGCCGAUGUCCAAGCUGAUUGGCCACAAGAGGUUCGCCUUCUGUGGCGAGUACUGCAUUCGAGAAGCACGGCGCGAGAGGUCAGCAAGCUUUGGGUUGCGGCACCAUACAUGUUGCAGGACACUUCGUCUGAGGCUCCGAUCCAUGAGAUCUUCAUACCUGGCGUAGUAGCUGCGUCAGGAACCUUGAGUCGCAGCUUGCAACGAUGCCUGUUGUGCAACAGCUGCCAGGUUCCACAAAAGGUGUCGGCGGCAUCCUUUGUUGCGGCGUGUGCAGACGCUCUGAAUGAAUUGCGCAAUGCUGAUCAACUUCGUGAAGUGCAGGUGGCGGGUCCAGGGGGAGCAGCAAUACAACGUUUGGUGCGAGAAGAACAGGAGAGAUGAUUGACGUGACUGAGCAUUCAACCCACCAUCGCCAAGACCAAAUCAUUGAAACCAAGUUCGAG
This is a messenger RNA of Cladocopium goreaui, 11672 nucleotides long. The record is from the annotation of a GenBank genome assembly. Lineage: Eukaryota; Dinophyceae; Suessiales; Symbiodiniaceae.